Molecule: messenger RNA, 1838 nt
Organism: Loa loa (African eye worm)
Lineage: Eukaryota; Metazoa; Nematoda; Chromadorea; Rhabditida; Onchocercidae
Product: ctsf protein
Exons: 10
Coding region: 149-1567 (472 amino acids)
Cellular component (GO): lysosome
Molecular function (GO): cysteine-type endopeptidase activity; cysteine-type endopeptidase inhibitor activity
Source: RefSeq, a predicted model, not a curated record
AAAAUAUAAUUUGAAUAUAUUAUCGUUCUUUUUUUAAUUUUACUUCAUUUUCAUAGUUAAUUUCCGCUUUUUCAUUUCCAUUCAGUAUUCAUUUCACAAAAUCAUCAACAAAUUUUCAUCUGGAUAGCUUUUGGUGUGAAUUAUUUACAUGUUGGCUAAGUGUUGGAUAAUUUUGUUAGGGCUUCAUGUCCUCUUGGCAAUUAAGAAGCAUGAUCCAUCAACAGAAAAAUAUGAGGAUUUGUUAUCGUUAGCAAUGGCUGAAUAUAACAAAGGAAGGGAUGAUAAGUAUUGGUGGAUUCCGGUGAAAGUUUUAGAUAUUGGUACCAUUCAUAAUACCGGAAUGCAUUUUUCGAUCAAAAUUGCAAUUGCUCUUUCAAAUUGUACAAAAAUUGCUUAUACCAAUUUCAAUAGCAAAGAUUGUAUAGCAAAAAAAGCAACUGGUUUGAAGACUUGUACAUUUGAAAUGUUUCAACCAAGUUGGAAAAUAGCAGGAAAGAUGAAACUUUUAGCAUGUUCCGAUUAUGUUUCACCGGAACAGCUAGCCGAAAUGAAAAGUCAUGAUGAGUCAGAUACGGUGAAUAUGAAAGUAACUGAUCCGGUUAUUGAUUUACAAAAUUGGCAAGAGGGAAAAAAAACGGAAAUGUUAUGGAACAGUUUUUUAGAUUUCAUUAAAAAAUUCAAACGAGAAUAUUCGUCAGUAGCGGAACAAUUGGAUCGUUUCAAAAAAUAUAUGCAAAAUUUGCACUUCGUCGAGAAAUUGCAGCAUGAAGAGAAAGGGACAGCGAUUUAUGGUGUGACACAAUUCAGUGAUAUGUCACCUGAAGAAUUCCAAAAAACAAUGCUACCAAGUUUAUGGUGGGAUAGGGUAGUAUCCAAUGGUGUUGAAUAUGAUUUAAAGAAGUUUAAUCUUACAUUCAAUAAUCUACCAGAGCAAUUUGAUUGGCGUACAAAAGGAGUUGUCACGCCAGUAAAAAAUCAAGGAUCCUGUGGUAGUUGUUGGGCUUUUUCGGUUACUGGCAAUAUUGAAGGUCUUUGGGCUAUUAAAACAGGCAAGUUGAUAUCGCUUUCUGAACAAGAAUUGAUUGAUUGUGAUAGGAUUGAUAAAGGAUGCAAUGGAGGAUUACCAAUCAAUGCUUUCCGAGAAAUACAAAGAAUGGGUGGUUUGGAACCGGAAGAUCAAUAUCCAUACAAAGCAAGGAAUGGAACUUGUCAUUUGAUUCGAUCGGCUAUUGCUGUCACUAUCGAUGAUGCUGUGGAAAUUCCACGGAAUGAGACUGUGAUGAAAGCAUGGAUUGUUCAACGUGGACCUCUUUCUGUUGGAAUUGAUGCCAAAUUGUUGGCAUAUUAUAAAAGUGGAAUUCUUCAUCCAUCCCGAUCACGUUGCCCACCGUCAGGGAUUGAUCAUGGAGUACUGAUCACUGGCUAUGGUGUUGAAAACGGUCUACCUUACUGGACGAUCAAGAAUAGCUGGGGUGAUCAGUGGGGUGAGGAUGGAUAUUUCCGUUUGAUGCUUGGCAAAGACGUUUGUGGCGUUAGCGAUUUGGUGUCAUCUGCAAUCAUUUACUGAUCCUUCCACAACUGUUUAUUAAAACAAAAGCUGCAAUUUCCAUGCGUUACAGUUUUGUGAUUUCAGAUACCUGAAAUUUCAUAGAAAUGAGAUGAAAUUAUAGACCCAUAACUAUUACCUAUUUUUCAAAACUGUUAAUUUCAUUUAAUGAUGAGUUUGCUUGCUUUCAUCAGCCUUUCUGAUAUACUUACAUCAGUUUGUGUAAUUUAUCAAAAUGCAUACAAACAAAUGAGCAUGCAUAGGUUAGAUGAUGAAUAAAGUGAUAAGGCAC